Messenger RNA from Symbiodinium necroappetens, 283 nucleotides. The record is from the annotation of a GenBank genome assembly. Lineage: Eukaryota; Dinophyceae; Suessiales; Symbiodiniaceae.
GCCGAAGGAUACGAUCUCAGCCAGCCGUCCUUGCGGGAAGCGCUGGAGGAUUACAUCUCCACAGGGAAAGGAGACCUGCAUGAAAUCUUGGAAGGCAAGAAGUACCCACCAGUCUUCGGUAAGACGGAGCUCCAGCGGUACCUCCGCACCUGGUUGGGCAAAAGCGUGUUCCAUGAUACCGACCAGGACGCUGACUACCUCCCAGAGGCCUACAACAAGGGCGACGACUGGUUCGAGGCGACCCUGGCGGAACCGAUGGUCUAUACCGGGGCGAUCUACGCAG